Messenger RNA from Peronospora farinosa, 2784 nucleotides. The record is from the annotation of a GenBank genome assembly. Lineage: Eukaryota; Oomycota; Peronosporomycetes; Peronosporales; Peronosporaceae.
AUGAGACCCCUUUACAUAUCCGUAGCAUUGGCACUUGUGCUCUCGAUAGGUUCAGCUUCUACCUCGCGUUCUUUUUCAUCUAGUGUCACAAGCACAACAUGCGACUCAAAGUAUCAACAAGUCGAUGCAUCCGGUGACUGUCAGUGUCUUGAUGGCUUUAGUGGUUUGGGCUGCCGCAUGUGCUCAGUGAAAGGUGAAAGUGACGCCUGCUCUGCUCUAGGCUCUGACUACUCAUGUGUCACUGGGUUCACGUACGACUCCACCUCGUUCAGCAAAACAUACACUUGUACGCUUUCCAGCGACCUGCAAGCACUUUUCAAAGACGGUGCUUUAGCUGUGAGUUGUGACCGUAAUGAACAAGGGACAGCGAACUGCACUGCCGCCGUCUACAAGUCCUCGGACACUGUUGACGGCGAUCACGCGAUUGAAUGUGCCAUGACACAGUGUUCCUUUGCUACGGGCAGUGCAAACGGAAAGUGUGGCGCGAUCACUUGCAAGUGCGGCGCGGCAUGCUCAGCAAUAACCAAGUCUCUAGUGGAGGGAUCACUGAGUGGUAAACCUGCCAAGAUUCAAGUGGCCGACGGAACGCAGGAGCUCACUCUCUUGAUCGAAGGCUCGCCGCUUCCGUUGUCUGCAACCUGCAAAGCGUCAGGCUGCGAACGCACGAAUGGAGGCACAAUCGACAUUAGUAGUACAACUACUAGUUCUGACGAGGACACGAGUGAUACACGUGGACUGUUGCUAGCUGUUGCAGCUUGUGCACUCUUGGCUGCAAUGUUAUUGUUGGGUUGCUGUGCUUUCUGCUGCAUCUGUCCGGUGGGCACUCGCCAUGAGGAGGAGGUCCUGGAAGCGGAAUUGCUGACAGUGACCUCGCGAUCAGUGAAGACACUCGAGUUUCGCAACGUUAGCUGCUUUGCUGGCGAUGACAAGCAGACGGAGACCAAGUGUAUUCUUGACAAGAUUUCGGGAAGUGUGUCACGUGGACAAGUGCUUGGUCUGUUGGGGCCCAGCGGUUCAGGCAAGACGACCUUGCUCAACGCACUUGCUAAGGUCCAAAACGGCAAUUCCAGGUUUGCUGGUGAGCUAUUAGUUGACAGCCACAAGGUGACGAAGGAGUACCGUCGUAUUGCUGCCUAUGUGCAUCAGGAUGACACAUUGUACUCUACUCUCACUGUCCGUGAAAGCAUUGCGUAUUCUGCUCAACUUCGUCUUCCCAUGUCGAUGACAGAUGCUGCUAAGAGCGCCAUGGUGGAUCGUGUCAUUGUUGAGCUGAAUCUUGACCACAUUGCAAAAUCUCGGAUCGGUUCGGUGGGAGGAAGCACCUCUGAACGAGGCAUUUCCGGCGGCGAGAGACGGCGUGUGAGCAUUGGUAUGGAGCUUGUGACUUCGCCCCAGAUUCUCAUAUUGGACGAACCCACGUCCGGACUAGACAGCUCAUCUGCUCAUUCAGUCGUGAAACUCAUUAAGGAAUUGGCUAGUCACGGUCGCAUCGUGGUGCUCAGCAUUCAUCAACCAAGUGCACGCACCUUUUUACUACUUGACAAGAUAAUCUUGCUUGGAAAGGGCCAACUGCUUUACAAUGGAGCACCAGCGGACGCAAAGGGAUCGUUUGAAGAUGUGGGAUUCAAGUGUUCUGACAAUGAAAAUAUUGCAGACUUUAUUCUUGACAUUGCGACCGACGUGGAGAAUCUACAGGCGAUUAGAGCUCGUCGGGGCAGUGGAGACUUUGAGAAAAAUACGGCGUUCUCGGUACCUUCCAGCUCGCAACCUCACCCGGACAAUUUUUCUUCAAAUAUCCCCAUGAACAGUCCUUCUGCGUACGAACCACAAUCAUCGCCGUUUAUGAUGAAGGAAACGUCGAAAUCCAAUAGCUUGGUCGCUUCGAUCCAAUUGACGAUGCUUGAGAUUCGCGUGCUUUUCAAACGAACUGCUCAGAACAUUCUUCGUCUCCGAUCGCUGUUGGUAUUGCACGUCGUGCUAAGCUUAGCGUUAGCGCUAUUUGGUGGAUUGAUCUUCAACAAUGUCACGGACGACCUCGCGGGAUUUCAAAACCGCAUGGGUGCUUUCUACUUCACCUUGACGUUUUUUGGUUUUGCGAGCAUGAGUUCCAUGGACGUGUUCAUCGGUGAGCGUCAGAUUUUCCUCCGCGAGACUGGAGCCAUGUACUAUGGCGCAUUUAGCUACUUUCUUGCCAAGACGACAUUGGACACAGUAUUUCUACGAGUUUUACCUGCAUCGCUCUUUGCGUGCAUCUUUUACUGGAUUAUGGGACUACAAGCUGCAGUGGAUCGUUUUCUACUUUUCUGGCUUACUGUGGUGCUCUUUAAUGUUGCGGCGGGCUCCAUUUGUCUCCUUGCGGGAGUACUCGCAAAACGUGUGGGUACCGCGAAUCUCGGUGCUACCGUUGUGCUUUUGAUUAUGCUAUUGUUUGGUGGCUUCCUGCUUAACUCUGGAACGAUGCCAGGAUCGGUUGGAUGGUUAAAACACCUGUCCAUUUUUGGGUAUGCGUUUGAAAUCCUCAUGGCAAAUGAGCUCGAGGGGACUACUUUAUCUUUCAAUGCACCGGGAUACCCAGCUAUUCCCGUGUAUGGUGAAGUAUAUCUAAAGACAUUGGGCAUGGACUACACUCAACGAUACUACGACGUGGCGGCACUUGCAUUUAUUGCUAUCAUUCUGCAGGUUUUUGCCUAUUUUUUCUUAUUGCAUCAAGUGCCAUCGCAACGCGAUAUGGCGGAUUUUGAUACACAUGUUGGGGCUGUCAAUUCGACACGUAAGGAAGAAUGA